AUGGCGCCCUCCGCCGUGCCCGUCGACGGCUAUGCAGCUGCCGCCACUGAAUUGGCGAGGCCAGCAAAAAGGCUGCGCCUUGAUGCGCUAGACCCGAGCAGCGACGAAGAGCCCGCUGUCAUCCCCCCGCACCCGCUCGGCAUUAAGCCAGCGGGCAAUGCUCUGACAGCAAAUGCCAAUCUGAAAGCCAAAGCAGGGUAUUUUUCCAUCCUCCCAGACGAGCUCUUGGCGCAAUUUCUUGAAUGUUUGGAUGCGCCCGCCCUGCUUCGUCUGGGAGGCACAUGUAAGGCCUUGUAUGCAUUCACAAGAUUUGAUGAGUUGUGGAGGGCUUUGUUCACAGAAUCCAAGAAAACCGACUUCCAAUGGCGCGGCUCGUGGCGCUCUACUUACCUCUCUAUGCCCGAGUCUCAUGAAGCUCACAUUGACUGCUCCGGCUUGUUUUCUGACGUCCUUUACCGACCGUUUCAAUGCACAUACACUUCGCUCAAGCCAUACACCACAAGGAUUCCACCCGAAAACGCGAUCCCACGCAUGACUGAUCUGACACAUGACGAGUUUUCUACAAAGUGGACGAGUAAACCCUUCAUCCUUACUGGGCCGGUCAAAGAAUGGCCCGUGUUUGAAAAGUGGACGACGCAGCACCUUCUUGAGAAUUACGCCGAUGUCCCGUUCCGUGCUGAAGCUGUCGACUGGCCGCUUAAGUCUUAUAUUGAUUACAUGAACAACAGUAAUGAUGAGAGUCCGCUCUAUCUCUUCGAUCGUAGCUUCGCGGAGAAGAUGAAGAUCACAGUUGGCCGGGAUAAGGAGGAUGCUGCGUACUGGGCUCCGGCGUGUUUUGGCGAAGAUCUCUUCGGAGUGCUAGGAGAUCAACGUCCGGAUUGCCGGUGGAUGAUCAUGGGUCCGGCAAGAAGUGGAAGCACAUUCCAUAAGGAUCCGAAUGCUACUAGCGCGUGGAAUGCCGUUUUGACUGGUUCUAAGUACUGGCUCAUGUUCCCAUCGUCGGCGAACCUCCCUCCGCCGCCAGGAGUCAUUCUAUCAGAAGACUCGUCCGAGAUCACGGCACCACUCAGCAUUGCGGAGUAUCUCUUGUCUUUCCACGAAAUCGCUCGCGCAACUCCCGGCUGCCGAGAAGGAAUCUGCUACGCCGGCGAAAUUCUCCAUGUCCCAUCAGGCUGGUUCCACCUGGUUUUGAAUCUUGACGAGAGCAUUGCGUUGACGCAGAAUUUCGUCCCGCAAGCCAAGCUGGCCGACGUUUUGGGUUUUUUGAGGGACCAAGCGGAGCAGACAAGCGGUUUCAAGGACGAGGUCACGGAUCCCUAUGGGCUGUUCGUCCAGAGGCUGGGAGAGGCGCAUCCGGAACUCUUGGAGGAGGGCAUGAAGGAAUUGGAGAAGAAAGGGAAACCCAGAGGGCGGGGCAAGUGGGAGGAGCUAGUCAGGGGGGACGAAGCAGCGGAAAGUGAAAACCAGGGUGGAUUCACGUUCGGAUUUGGUGGUGGUGACGACGAAGAGGUUCCUUGA
Lasiodiplodia theobromae is the source of this 1518-nucleotide messenger RNA. RefSeq names its product F-box and domain protein. Gene Ontology annotation, cellular component: nucleus. Gene Ontology annotation, molecular function: cis-regulatory region sequence-specific DNA binding; protein binding. The transcript has 3 exons. NCBI's taxonomy places the organism in Eukaryota, Fungi, Ascomycota, Dothideomycetes, Botryosphaeriales, Botryosphaeriaceae. The record is from RefSeq and is a predicted model, not a curated record. Bases 1 to 1518 code for a protein of 505 amino acids.